AUGUUUACCAGCAUUAUUAUUUAUCGUCUCUUCUUCCACCGUAUUCGCCAUUUCCCCGGUCCUCGAGCUGCAGCCGUUAGUAAACUGUGGAGUGUGUACCAGUGUCGGGAUUCGCGCAAUCACUUGUUGCUGGAUGGACUGCACAAGAAGUAUGGCAACUUUGUGCGAACAGGACCUGGUGAGAUUACCAUCUUCCACCCCAAAGCAUGGGAGGCUAUGGAUGGAGCUGGCAAUGCCAACAUCCGCUCCGAUUGGUAUGAUAUUGUACACCCGCGAGUUUCGCCCAUCUUCUCUCGUAAAGAGGAAGACCACAUUGAGCGACGCAAAGUAUGGAAUCGAGCACUGUCAACAAAAUCAAUUCGAGAGUACCUCCCUCGCAUCCUUCGACAAAUCGGAACGCUGGAGUCAAUCAUUGCAAGUGCGAGUGCAGACGGUGAGCCAGUAGUACCGAAUGAUAUCAUGCAAUGGUUCGCCUUUGACUCCAUGGGGGAAUUUGCAUUUAAUGAGAACUUUGGCAUGAUGAAAACUAAGACUUGGCACCGCGCUAUCAUACAACAACGCUCUGCACUGGCCAUUCUCGGUUCUCUUAAUCACACUGUCUGGGCAAUUCGACUGGCUUUUGCAUUCUUGGCCCGCUUCUGGCGCGUCAAAGACUGGAUGGGGAUGAUCUCAUUCUGUGACCAGUGCAUGGAACGACGGCUUCAGACUGAAGCUACUCAGCCAGAUAUUGCUUCUCAUUUCAUCAAGGAGUUCCACGAAGGGAGGAAUCAGCAGAAUUGGGUGACAAAAAAGCAAUUGCUCAGCGGGAAUACUGUUUCGGUGAUUGUAGGUGGAAGCGACACAACCGGUCCGAGUCUGAUCCUGUUGUGGUACUUUAUGGCUUUGUAUCCCGAGCAAGCUGAGCGCGUAUACGAAGAAGUCAAGGAUGUUGAUCCUUCCGAUAUUAAUACACUGGCAAACCUGCCAUGUCUGAACGGUUUCAUCAAUGAGAGCAUGCGACUUAUCCCCGCCGCGCUCACUAUGGGUACACGCACGACUCCCCCAGGGGGCAUGACAAUUGACGGGACAUAUAUUCCUGGUGGUAUUAAAGUUGCCGCGCCGAAGUAUACAAUUUUCCGAAUGGAAAGCGCAUUUGAAGAUCCCCUAUCCUUCGUCCCCGAACGCUGGUAUAGCCGACCAGAAAUGAUCCGCGACAAGAGCGCCUUUGCGCCUUUUGGUGUUGGUCGCCGUGUUUGUGUUGGAAAGAAUCUAGCUCUUACCCAGAUUCGUCUAGUAGCUACGAUCUUACUCUCUCGCUAUCGUGUCCGAUUUGCGCCCGGCGAAACUGGUGAGGCCGUGGAGCGCGAUAUGCGAGACCAGCUGACGGCGCAGCCUGGUCGCUAUGCAGUAAUGUUUGAGCCACGAAGUGUAGUCUCGGCAUGA
Messenger RNA from Penicillium cataractarum, 1422 nucleotides. Its product is annotated as cytochrome P450. The record is from RefSeq and is a predicted model, not a curated record. Gene Ontology annotation, molecular function: oxidoreductase activity, acting on paired donors, with incorporation or reduction of molecular oxygen; heme binding; iron ion binding. The transcript is spliced from 6 exons. Bases 1 to 1422 code for a protein of 473 amino acids. NCBI's taxonomy places the organism in Eukaryota, Fungi, Ascomycota, Eurotiomycetes, Eurotiales, Aspergillaceae.